Molecule: messenger RNA, 1470 nt
Organism: Clonostachys rhizophaga
Lineage: Eukaryota; Fungi; Ascomycota; Sordariomycetes; Hypocreales; Bionectriaceae
Source: the annotation of a GenBank genome assembly
AUGCGUGGCGACGUCUCGCUCGCUGUCGCAACGGCACUAUCGUUGUUUGCGCCACCAACAACGCUGGCGGCGCCCAUCACCGCGCCUUUGUCUAUCCCGUUCCAUCUUUCAUCCCGUGGCAGCCCUGAUCUGCCUGUCACUCUUUCUAUUGGCGACCAACGCAAGAUCGUUUGGCCGGAUGCAGCGGAGUCUGUGCAACUAUGCGACCCUGACCGCGUCACAAUCUCAGGCCAAGCCCUCGCUGUUGAAGCAGAUGGCUUGGGAAGGGGAUUACUGAAGCUCGAAGAUGAAUCCAUUGUCUCGGCCAACUGGACCCUUAAUUGUGUGGAGGAAGAUGGCAUAUCUGUAGAGCAGACUCUCAAGCUGGAGUUUGAGAGCUUUAAUGGGGAGCUCGUAAAGGAGACAACUGGGUUUGUGGCCAGUUUCGGCUUCUGGGACGGCGUUAGCCAGAAGAAGAACCAGCCCAUCAUCUCGACAGACACCACAGAUAAGUGCCACUCCUGGAACUGUUUCUUCCAUGGCAUCACCGACUGCCUCAAGAACAACCUCGCCUCGUGCCUCAAGGAAAACCUCCCCUCGUGGUACCCUGAUGGCUCGUCGACGGGAAGGCCUUCGUCCUCGACGACGGAUGAAGCAGUCAAAGCCGAUGGCAAGAAAUUGUCCGUCACCAACCAUCCCAGCACUACCGCAAAAGAAAAGCCCAUCAAGCCAUCUACAACUCAACUCAAGCCUUCAUCAAUCCACCCUUCACCCUCUGCUACUGACUUCACGACCCUCGUCUCCGCUAUUCCACCCCCUGACAAAUCCCUUGUCCUGUCCCUCGUCAUGGCAGCAUUUGCCUUUGGUCUUUUCUCCCUCUUCAGCAUCGGCCUUAUCCACCGACGCAUCGCCCCGCAGAUCCGUCGUCGGCCGCGUCACCGUGAGACUCCCGAGGAGCGCCGCGCCCGUGUCGAGUCUCGCAAAACCCGUGUUCGUGCUUUCUUUCAUCGUCUCUUCUGCGGCCUCUUCCGCUUCGAGGAGAAGGAUGACCGGCAGCUGGAGGAGGGCCAUGCGGCGCCACAGGGGAGAGAUCUGAGGCGGAGCGAGUCACCCAGCUCCGACGACGAAUCGAUAACCAUGGAACAGGAGCUGGCCAGAUUCAGAGAAGCCGCCAACAUGGUUAGCAGCCUCAUUGCUUUCGAAGAGGGAAGAAGCGCGGCAAGCCAGCCGAGACGUGAGGACUACCCUCCCGCGCCUCCGGCCAGACCUACACCCGCACCUGUCCCUGCCCAUGUGCCACCUCCAGCCCCUCGCAUCAGUACCGAUGACCCUUCCCUUCCCACGUAUGAGAACGAUACGGUAGACGGGUCAAUGGUUGCAGAUGGUUUCAGAUAUAUCCCGGGCUCAGAUUCUUACCCGGCUCCCACAUCUGGGGUGGGAUCUCAGCUGAAUUCCAACAGCGAUCGACUUGGUUACGGCAACAAGGACUGA